Molecule: messenger RNA, 1980 nt
Organism: Rhagoletis zephyria (snowberry fruit fly)
Lineage: Eukaryota; Metazoa; Arthropoda; Insecta; Diptera; Tephritidae
Source: RefSeq, a predicted model, not a curated record
AUGGAGCGCACUCAGCUUCUAGUCGGCAGUCUCGCAUUACUCCUAAUAACAAGCGCAGUCAGUGGUGCUGCGGCACAAGACGACUUAGCCGACUACACUGUGAUGAAUUUUCUGCAGGAUGUGCAACGCCUAGACAACUUUGAGCAGCUGGUUUUCACACGCAAUCGCAAUGCAACUGGAUUGGCGGCGUUCGGUGUAGCUGCAAAUAUUCCGUUGAAAAGUCGUCAUAAGGAAUUAAGACGCUACCAAAAUUUUAUGCUGGACUCGACUUUGGAUGAGUCACAAUUCGUGCGCGAUUUGAUGGCCGACCUUGGAGUGCCAGUUAUACUUAUGAACGAGCUGAGCAAGGUUUUAUUGGAACAGCAUUUCAGCGCCGCUCUGAUGGUGGUUGUGUACAUGGAAGAACCGCUUGCAGCACAGACUACAUUACUCAAAGCGCUGGUGGCUAGUUUGAAGCAUCGAACACAAUCCAAAAUAUUAUUUUUAAUAAACACUGAGAAGGCAAUGGCAACCUGUGAUGACGCGUUCCUGCAGCAGCUCUUUCAAUUUUGUUGGCGUAGUAAAAUGACUAAUGUGGUGGCGCUAUGCAGUGACUACAAGGUAACCGCCCGCUUCUACAGCUACAACCACUUUCCCGACUUUUCGCUGGAGCGCAAGUCGUUAAGCUGGGAUCUUUUCCACCAUGGUCCCAUCUAUCCACAACGUCUCGGCAAUUUACAGGGCUAUAAAUUGUCCUUUAUAAUGAGUGGCACUGAUCCACGCCUCGUUGUGUACGAUUACAAGGGUGAAAGAAUAAUGGGCGGCUAUGCUGGCCACUUCCUCACUAGCUUUGCAAGCAAGCAUAAUUGCACGCUCUACGAACCGCUGCCUGCUCCCUCGAUCACACGAUUUGCGCCAGCUCAGGAAUGUGUUGCCGCUGUGCGUAAUGGCACUGUCGAUAUCUCGAUUGGUCUUACUUUUCCUCGCAUGACUUCUGAUAAAAAAUUUACCUUUGAUGGCCUCACUUAUCCUUACGAGCAUGCGAAUUGGUGCGCUUGGUCGCCACUAGAACCAGAUGUACCGCACUAUGAAUUCUUUUGGAUUGUUUUCGAGGGUUUAGCAUUCGCCUUGACGUUGCUUACAAUCUUUGUUAUUUCGAUUGUGUUAAGUUUUGCACUCUGGCAGUACGACCACAAACCGGACAUGACUCGUUUUUUCUUGCAUGACGCAUGUCUACGCGGUGUAUUGGCUCAGUCCUUUCGGGAGCUAGCAUACGCUCCUUUCGUCAUACGCUUCAUCUAUUUGCAAAUCUGUAUACUUGGUAUUCUGUUAACCACCUCGUACAAUGCAUACUUUGCCGCUUACUGGACAAGUGCACCGAAAGAGCCACCCUUUCGCUCCUUCAAUGAUAUUCUCCACUCGAACAUGAAGGUUUACAUGUUUGCUCCAGAGUACAAUGAGUUGUUCGCUCGUGCCGAGGAUUUGCGAAAAUAUACGCCAAUGUUUCAGAUUGAGGGGGAUUAUCAAAGAUUUCUACGCACUCGUGAUGCAUUCAAUACGAAAUAUAUCUACAUGAUAGCAUUGAGCAAGUGGAAAAUCUUUAGAGAGCAACAAAAGGUUUUCACCACUCCGCUUUUCCGUAUGCGCCACGAUUUGUGUCUCUAUCACAAUAUUCCACUGAGCUUUCCCAUACACAGUAAUUCUAUAUUCGCAGAAAUAUUAAAUGAAAUGAUCUUGGAGACAAUGGAGUCAGGUCUAAUCGAACACUGGUCGCAGGCAUCGUUUUUGGAGUUAAUCAGAGCCGGUCGUUUGAAGUUUGUCGACUUGAGUCGCAAGAAUGAAUUCAGGCCAAUGAAAGUGGAGGACUUAAAAUACGUUUGGAUCGGAUAUGGCGUCAUGUGUUUGGUAGUGGUUUUGGUUUUCCUUGCAGAGCAAUGCUGCUAUGGAUGUAAGCGUAAAACUAAUCCUCCGGCCAUAAUGUGUUUGGGAGAAAAUUUUUGA